UUCGGAAAUACUUCAUCGCUGAUGUGUUGUGUCUCUGGGGCACUCCACCUAGUCCUUGGAAUAUCGUAGUAGGCUGUGGCAGUCGUGGUUCAAUUAUUCCUUCGUUUGGUACUUCAAAGGAGUUUUGGAAUGCUUUGUCCCAAAUGUUGAUGAGCAAUUGAUCUGCAGUGGUCGAAUUGAAUAUAAUCUUUCUGCAAGCAGUCAUUGACAGAAUUUCAACUGAAUCUUCAGCUGGGAGGUAUUGAAUUAUGAGUUUUGAAGAAGACGAUAGUGGAACAUUUACACUUAGAAUAAAGUCACGUUCAGAUGAACAUGAAGGAACACAGAAGAAAACAUUCACAAAGUGGAUAAAUGCCCAACUAGCCAAGGCUGGCAGUGGCCAACAAGUUAAGGAUUUGUUUGAAGACCUAAAAGAUGGAACCAAACUACUUCUGCUACUAGAAAUUUUAUGUGGAAAACGAAUUAAAAGUGAAAAAGGUCGCACCAGAGUUCACUUUAUGACCAAUGUAGACAAUGCCCUCAGGAUUCUAGAGGAAAACAAUGUACGACCUGUUAAUAUCAGUAAUGAUGACAUUGUUGAUGGAAACCCCAAACUAACCUUGGGGCUGAUGUGGUAUAUCAUUUCACACUUUCAGUUGCAAUUGCUGCUCAAGAAUUUGAUGUUGGAUUCUGAUUCUGAAACACCAGAGGAGAAACUGCUAGCCUGGUGUCGGCAGUCAGUGAGAGGAUAUGAUGGUGUGGAUGUCAAGAACUUUACCACCUGCUGGCGUGAUGGACUGGCAUUCAAUGCAUUAAUCCAUAGAUACAGACCCCAUCUGUUUGACUACAGUGACCAGUUGGACAAGACUCCUUCCGAUUGUUGUGAACACGCUUUUUCAGUUGCAGAGCAGUUUCUUGAUGUGGACAGGCUUUUGGAUCCUACAGAUGUUGUUCGUGAUCGCCCAGAUAAGAAGUCCAUCCUGAUGUACGUUUCCAACUUGUACAACAAGCUAGCGCCUGGCGUUACUCACAUGACCGUACAAAGGAACCCUUCAAGUACGUCACGCAAGAUAGAGAAGUCGGAACACACCCAUACCGUGUCGAAACGCACGAUUAGCAGCACGUAUCACACUGAACACACAGUGAAACACGUGAAGAAAGGUUAUGAUGAGAGAGAACCCGUGAGAUAUGUGACCACCACGAGUACCACAGUCAAGGAACCACCUAUACAACACUCAGCUAUUACUACUGUGGUUGAGCGCAGUCAGGAAUCAGAGAGACCCGACUCCAUGGUUAGUGAAACCAGCAGUAUCCGUGAUUCCGUCGGUUCGUUUAAAGAAUGGGAAGACUAUAACACUGCGCUGCAAGAUGUCUUGAACUGGCUGUCACAGGCAGAAAGAACUUUGGAGUCACAAGAGAACAUCUCUGGUGAAGUAGACGCCGUUAAGAAACAGUUUCACGGACAUGAGGACUUUAUGAUGGAACUCACGUCACAUCAGUCGGAGGUGGGAGCAGUUUUAGAGUUUGGUAACCAGAUGAUAAGUGAGGGGCUUGUGAACGAGAAGGAAGAAACUGAGAUUCGAGAGCAAAUGAUGUCACUCAAUGAUCGAUGGGAAGCACUCAGAGUUGCGGCCAUGGACAGGCAGACAAAGCUUCACAUACAGUUGAUGGAUCUCCAACAAAAGCAAAUCAAUUCGUUGGGUGACUGGCUGGCUGUGGCCGAAAAGCGAAUCGAGAGUUCGGAAAACAUUGGCUCUGAUCUGGACACCGUGAAACGCCAGGUGGAAAACCACAAGUUUUUCCAGGAAGACCUCGAGAAGCAGCAGGUGCAGGUGAACUCACUGACGCACAUGGUUGUUGUAGUUGAUGAGAGCUCCAAUGAGAGUGCUACCGCCGACCUGGAGGAACAGUUGGCGGUUCUUGGGGAGCGCUGGUCAAACGUUUGCAAGUGGACAGAGCAGAGGUGGUCUAUGUUGCAAGAAGUGUUGAAGAGCUGGCAAGAGUACAGAGACGAAGAAAGGAGGUUGUCCAAGUGGCUGAAAGAAAAGGAAUCACAGAUUGAAGAUAUCAAGCAUAUUGACUUAGGCGAUAGCGAUGUGGUAAAGAAAACGGUCAAAAUGUUAAUGAGUUUAGAGCAAGAAAUGGAAGCACAACAGGCUACGUUUGGAACUUUUAAUCUUGCUGCCGAGAAAGUCGCCGAAAACUUAGACGAAGACUCGCCUGGAGUCACCGAGAUUCAAGACAAAAUGGAAGAGUUUAAUGACAGAUGGAACAAAAUUACCACAGAGGUUUCCAGUAGAAUAUCCUUGCUGGAAGGUAUGGACGUAAAACUGCAGCAUUUUCUGUCCGACUUGGUUGAUAAAAGUCAAUGGAUCACAGAUACAGAGACUCUGCUUAAGUCUCCCGCUUUUAGUCUGGAUGACGAAAACAUCUCCAGUGAAAAAGUGGCUCAACAGAACGACCUAAUUGAGACUCUUGACAACGGUAGAAGACAGAGGAAAUCAAGUGUGACUACCGUACAGAAAAAGGGAGAAGAGUUAAUCGAGUACUGCCGUAGUCAAGGCAACAUACCAGUGUCACUUGAACAGUCGCUUAGCAACUUCACCGACCGCUGGAAUACCGUUAGUAGCUUGAUUGAUGAUCGUAGGCACAAAGCUCUGCUGGCGCGUCGAAGGCGGGAGGUACAAGACUUGAUGAUAACUCUAGAAGCAGUGAUCAAGGAUGUGGAGAGAGUCAUUAACAAGUUCAGUACUGAAGUCCCUGAGAAUGAGUAUGAGAUGAAAUCACAACUGGAGUUAUGUAAGAUAAAACUCGAGGAAAUGUCCACCAAUGAGGUCUCCAUGAUCAAAGUGCGUGAACUGUCGCGGACACUGAGUAAAGAGGACAGACACACCCCACACCUCCAGUCUGGAGUGAAACGACUGGAUGACCGCUGGACAAAAGCACAGGCGACGCUAGAAGAUAGACAGAGACAGCUGACGGCCGCACUGGAGUCUGGGCCUCCAAAGCAGUUCCUCAGCACAAUGGAUACCGUCCUGCUGAAGAUCAAGAGCAUGGAGUCUCAACUUGGCUCGGAGUUUCUUAUUUCUGAUACAGCUUCUCUUGAGGAACAGUUACAGAAGUACAAGCAAUUGCAAGCAAACAUGGUUGAACAGCAAGGGAACAUGGACUAUCUCAACAGCACUGGAGACAAGUUUGUGAAGUCUCUUCCCCGACAGCGAUCAGAACAGCUUAGGAUGAAGCUUGCAGACUUAAAUGAUAAAUGGAGAGACAUCAAUCUUCAUGCUGAGAAGCGACAAAACCAGGUUGGAAAGGCCGUCAACCAAACUCGACAAUUUACGGAAGAGAUCCGAGGAUUGUUUAAAUGGCUGACGGACGCCAAUGAUUUCCUCAAGGAUCAGGAAUCUGCUGCUGGUGACCCGGAAACAUUGGAGGCUCAGCUGGACCAGAGCGAGGCCUUGCAAGGCGAUGUGACUAAACUUCAGCGCAAAUUGGACUCUUUGAAUGAAACUGGAACAUACAUGAUAAGCAAAGCUUCACCAGCGUAUGCCGAUAAACUCAAAAAUGAAUUGGAUGAACUAAACGGGCGCUGGGACGAGCUGGUGCGUGUGUCGCUCAGGGUGAAGGAUAACUUAGUGGCAGCUUUGGAGAAAUAUCAAAAGUUGACUCACGACAUGAAGGAGAUCAGCCAUUGGAUCAUGCAGGUGGAGAGGUCUAUUGUUGAUGAUGAGGGGGAGAUCACGAGUGGUGGAAUCUCCAAGGAGAAGAUGGACCAUUAUAAGGAACUACAACAAGAUAUAUCGAAGCGUGCGCCAGUAGUUGUUCGAAUCAACACGACUGGAAAUCAAUUAGUUGACCGCACAAAACAGGGAAGCCCCGCCCUCCUUAAAGAAAACUUGAAAAAGCUGAAUGGCGAUUGGAACCGACUGAAGACAAAGGUUGCACAGCGGCAACACGAGUUCAAGCAGACUCAGUUAGAACUGGAGCAGUUUCAUGUGUUGAUUGAGCGAGACAAGAAGCUGAUCGGUGAACUGGAUCGAGUGGUGGAGAAGAGUUAUCAUGUGCUCGAAGGAACUGAAACCGAACUUGAAGAAGCUCUGAGGAAUCUAAAUCGUCAUUUUGCGGCCAUCAAGGAAAGCGGUCCAGGCUCAGUAUCAGAACUCGCCAGGCAGCUGACGAGUAAAAGAAUCGCUGUAAAUGUGAUCAGAAAAAAUAUGGACGAGUAUGAGGAUCGGUUGUCCGACAUCAAAGGUAAAGUUGACAAAACACGCCAGGUUCUUGAAGGAGAAAUACAGCGAAGACAACAGAUGAAGAAAGACCUGGAGACAAUUAGGAUGUGGUUUGUGAAGAUUGAAGUUCUCAUUAACUCGAAACUCACCAAACACGAAGAGAUGGAUGAGAGGGAAAUGAAGGCUCUAGAAGAAGAGUUCGCCCUAAACCAGUCUCUAAUGAACUCAGUGGAAUCAACGGCAACGGAACUCAGCAAAACCCCCAAAGGAUCUGUCUACCUCAAGUUGUUAAGGGAACUGGACCAGAUUAAACUUAAAUGGACAACAAUCCACACUAAGUUUAUAGAAGUCAAAGAGCAACCAGGAAAAAAACUCGAGGCGGAGUUUGACAAACUUCAUGGUCAGACAUUGACUGAUUUGGAUAAAAUACAUAGAGGUGUGAAAAAGCUAAAGUUAGAGUCCGCUGAGCCAAGGAAUAUCAAAAGUCUUUUGGAUAAAUGUAUGUCCUACAAAGAUGAACUGUCCACAGUCAAGAAAGACUUGGAACAAGUCAAGAAGCUUGGCUUUCAGAUUAUGGAGCGUGUUCCAGAAGAAAAAAGGUCUGGGGUCGAAAAACGAGUGGAAGAAGUGGUACAUGAACACAGAGAACUGGAGAAGAAAGUACGAAGCAAGGAAGAGUCUUUCCGUGAAGCGUUACCUUUGGCUCAACGCCUGGAAAGUGAGAUGAGCAGUUUGGAAAAGUGGCUGGAGGACAGGACUACUGAAGUAAAGAAGAGAGAAGAGGACGGAUUCCCAGAAGACGUGGAUGGCGAGAUUAAAUGGAACAAGGGUCUCGUGCAAGACGUUACUGGCAAAAUGUCAGACGUGCAAAACCUCACACAAGUUGGUCGUGAAUUGGUCGACUUGUCUGAAACUGGCCAACUUGAGAACUUAGAAGCCCGACUAACACGCAUCAACAACGCGUGGGAGGAGUUGAGUUCAUCGGCAGAACAGCGAAUGUUGACUUUGCCUAAGUACAAGGCAAAACUUGCAGAUUUUGAGAAAUCCGUGGAUCAAAUGAACCAAUGGUUGGAAGAUAUGGAAAAGGAAACUAACAAAGUGGAGCCGAAAUUAGACGAAACGGACGUCGCUAAGAACAAAAUUGACGAAAUACAAGAAAGCAUCAAGAACCGCGAGCCUCAGCUGAACCUAAUCAGGAAACAGAGCGGUGAAUUCGUUCAUCGCGGCCGUCCCAUCAUGGAGCCUUACAAGCGUCUACUGGACAGAAGGUGGGAUGACCUGUCGGCCAGGAUAAGCCAGCUGGAGCACGACUUGGAUGAGGCCAAAAGGACGGCUGCAGAAGCCAGAGCUAAAGGAGGUCGAGUUGAAACAGAGAUUAUCGUCACGGAACGUAAGACAGUGUGUUCUCCUUCCGGAGGAUUUAUUAAUGAAUAUCUAUCAAGAGAAGAAAGAAGUGAAACUGACACGGGACUGCCCAUCACCACCAUCACCACUCACAGGAGCUACAAAACAAACUCGGCUCCAGGGCAUUUUGUGGAUGAUGACUUCCAGAGGCGUUUAGAUCAGAUUCUUUUGGAUAUCAAAGGUUUGGAAGGUCUUAUUCUUGACAUUCAAUCCCCCAAGAAAUCAUCCGAGAAAGAAGUCAACGAGAAAAUCAAGGUUGCCGAAAUUCAAGUUGACAAUCUUCAGCCGCGCGUGGAGCACCUGUUGAAGGAGAGCAAAACCUAUGCUAACAGAGAGGGGGCACGGGGAGAUCACAUCCACCAGUCGUUGCUUGAUUUGUCCAGUCGAUGGGUGAAGGCGUGCGAUGAAGUAGAGAAGCAGAAGAAAGCUGUGCGUAUUGUGCCAAACUGGUAUCAGUUCAGAAGCAACUUGGAUGACAUUGAUGCGUGGCUCAGAAGGAUGGAGCAAGAGAAAGAAUUAACUGUGAAGCCGGAAGAAAUCGAGGAGCAACAAGCCAAAUACGAGAUGGUGUUUAAGAAUAUUGAGGAACUGGACAGACAGGGAGUCCAGAUACUGACUCCCCGCGAGAUUGAGCGAUUGAGGAAGAGAUUUAGGGACAUUCAUACCAAGUUUACGCAGUACCACAGGCCAGCUGGGGACGCCACUUCUUACCGCAUCACAAUUCACACUGGUGACGUAAGGGAUGCUGGUACGCAGUCUAACGUGUCUGUGAUGUUGUUCGGUGAUAAAGGAAAGUCGCCGAAACUUCGCUUGGACAAAUCUGAGACAUACAAUACUAAGUUCUGUCGCGAUCAGCUUGAUAUAUUCACCGUUUAUAACAUUCCACACCUCGGCGAUUUGCACAAGGUCCAAGUUUGGCACGAUAGAACUGGACCCAAGCCAGAAUGGUUUGUGAAGGGAUUUUACGUCGAGGACAGAUCAACCAGAAAGGUUUACUUUUUCAAUUGCAACUCAUGGAUUGGUCGAGAUGCUGACAUGCAAGACAUCAAGUGUGAAGGUUACACUCUACCAGAAGAAGGCGAAGAUAUUAUGACUAAGGCGUCACUAGCGCGAGUCCGCUGGCAAGUAACCCUUGUGCAGCAUGAGCCUGCUUUGACUCCCGGGUGGAAGUUGGUGGAAGACAUCAGGAAACUGUCAGAUGAAGUCCAUGAAGUGGAGCUGCUGCUGGAAUCUCCUGAGCUACAGAAAGCAGACUUUGAAGACUUCUCCAAACAGGAGGACAAAUUGAAGCUAAUAAGCGAGAAACUGGAGAAUUUUGAGCCACGUGCAACUGAAGUUCUCUCUCGAAGUGAAACCGUUCAGUCCGCCUGCAGUGAAAAGGAAUACGAUGCUGUGAAGAGAGCCGCCAGCAAGUUCAGACUACAAUGGAAUAACCUUCAUCAGGAUUAUAAGGCGCGGUCGCUUCGCUGGGAGAAAGCAGUUGCAGUGUGGAGACAGUUCCACUGCGAUCUUAAAGACGUGACAUCUUGGAUGACACACGCGGAGAAGGUUCUUAGUGAGACAUCCGGGGAAGUUGAAUUUAACGCCGCUAAAAAAGAACAGAAGGGUUUGGAAGAUGGUAUCGCCCGACAUCAGAGCACAGUCAAUGCCAUGAAUACCGCUGGUCAGGAGAUUAUCAGUAAAUCGACAACUGUGGAGGCUGAUAUGCUCCGGGACAAACUCACCACACAAAACAGGCGCUGGGAAUCCAUCUGCAAUCAAGUAGCUAACAGAAGAGACAGAUUUAAAGAGGAAGCCAUGCAGAUUGAAGAGUUUUUGGAGGAAAGUAGAGAAAUGCUGCAGUGGAUGGACGAAGCAGAUGCUGAAUUGCAAACUAGGGAUCCGUCACCAGCUGAUGAGGAUGGACUGGUGGAAUUGAUUGAAAAAAUCAAAGGAGUUCAUAAAGAACAAAACGACAGAGAAGAUACAAAGAACAGCAUUCAACAGACGGCAAAUAGACUUCUGGUUAAGCCAGCUAUCUCUAAACCCAACUCGGAGACCAUCAGAGCGAGGCUGGACAUCCUUCUUACUCGUUGGGACAUUCUACGCGCAGAUAUCGCCACGCGCACGCGCGGAGUGGAGUCCAAGCUGAGACGCGUGUCAGAGUUCCUUGGUGAUCUAGAAGAGCUUAGUUCAUGGGCCUCUACGACAAUAAAACUGUGGGAGAAGGGAGAAAGUGUGGAAGUCGUUGAUAUCAAUCCUAAGACUAUUCAAGAGUCAAUGAAGUCUCGUCAACCGAAGCUUGACGCAGUAAACGAAAACAUGGCGCGCUACAGACGUGAAAGUAAACUUGAUGGAAACCAGGUCCCAAAGUCUCUGGAGGUUAAAGUCAAAGAACUUAAUUAUAACUGGAGUCGAAUUGCUUCACUCACCGCUAACAUGUUCGCUCGCCUUCGCUCGCCCCCUAGAGUUCUCGAGGAAACAGUUGUCAAGGCGGAUCAACCGUCAGUUCACACUGGCAUCCCGCUGAUUACAGAGGAGCGAGCAUCUCCAUGGCCGAAGUUCGAUAAAGCAGUGUUGGAACUUCAUGACUGGCUCGAUACAUUAUCAGAGAUGAUGAAAACAGAGAAGAUAGUCCUGGGAGAUUCUGAAGACAUGGAAGGACUUUUGGAGAAACAAAAGUCCAUAGACGAACAGCUUAAGACCAAACAGCAUUUGUUGGACGAAAUUGCUGAAAUGGGUCAAAGUCUUGCUGAUGAUGCGCAGACUGAGGAAGACAAGUUUUUGAUCGACAGCAAAGUCAGCAAAUUGAAGGGUCAUUGGGAGACUAUCGCGGACAAUUCGAGCGUCUGGCGAGGUCAAAUCGAUUACUUGAUCGAGGAAUGGAAGAGAUUCGUGGAACUUCGGGAAGAGCUACUAGAGUGGAUCAGGAAAGCCGAAGCUUAUCUAGAAAAAGACGAGAACGUGUACGGCUACACGGUCAGCGAACUGGAAGAACAAAUCGACAAACAUAAGGAGUUUGAAGAUGAUGUCGAAAACUGGCGCGGCAGUAUCACUGCUGUGAAUCAGUGCGGUGAACACUUGGUACAAGAAUUCCCUCAUUACGAAUCGGGAGAACUGAAAAAUUCCAUGUCUGAGGUUAAUGAGAGAUGGAGUAAGAUUACCAAUAGAUCUGACUCUCGUAAGAAACAUCUGAAGGAAGCCUUUGACCGCAUGGUGCGAUUCCACGAGGACAUGAUCAAUGCACUAACAUGGCUGACGUCAGCUGAGUCUAAAGUAGCGGAGUUAGAUAGCGCAGUGGAAGCAACAAGUACCGAGGAGCAGCAAGACAUGGAUGCACUCAGGAAGGAAUUGAAAUUCCUUGAAGAUGACAUCAAUGGACAUCAAGAAAUGUUUGCUUCGCUGAACGAAAAUGGCCAGCUGAUUAUGGCCGAGAUGGAGCCUGGGGACGUGCUAACCGCUGUUCAAGCCAAGCUUGAUGAUAUGAAUGACAGAUGGCAGUCACUCAAUGUUCGUACGCUGGACAUCCGAGAUCGGCUGGAGGACACUAGUACCGAGUGGCGUCAGUUAUUGAUGGAUCUUCAGGAGAUAAUCGAUUGGAUUGCACGUGCUGAUCAGGAGCUGACUCUUCAACAGCCAAUAGGAGGAGACGUGGAAAGCGUGCGCAACCAGAACGAGAUGCACCAAGCUUUCAAGGGCAAACUAAAUGUGAGGCGUCUGGUUGUCGAUCGCGCUCUGGACGACAGCCGAAGGGUUUUAGAAGAAUAUAAAACUGACCGAGCCGCUGACGAACCAAAAGAUUCACCACGGGUGCGCAUUGCACAGAAUCUUAAACGUCAGAUCGACACGGUCAGUGAACGCUGGUCAAUGUUGUGCCGGCGAUCAGAGGAUUGGCAGCAGUGGAUCGAUGAAGUCCUAAGGAAGUUGCAGCUUUUCCAGGGCCAGAUGGAAGAGAUUGAUGUUCGGUUGGUUGAGGCCGAGCAAGCUAAAUCGAACUGGACACCAGUUCAAGAUCUCGUCAUUGACUCGCUCUCCGAACAGAUGGAUGAACUCAAGAGUCUCCAAGAACAAAUCGCAUCUCUUCAGAACAUGUUUGAGACUCUCAGCAGCACAGAGAGCGAAAUGAGGAGAGAGGGUGUGUCACUGUCACCAAAUCUUCAAAACCGGAUUGACCAGCUGUACCGAAGAUGGAAACAAUUACAGAUCCAACUGCUACAAAGACAACACGCCCUGCAAGAAGCCUACUCCAGCUUUGAUACUUCAUCUGUGCAAGGAUUACAAGCGAGUGUCGAACCACCCUGGGAACGAGCGGUAGCGCUGAACAAGGUUCCCUACUACAUUAACCACAAGACAGAAACAACACAGUGGGAUCAUCCAAAGAUGACCGAGCUUUACCAUCAAAUCGCGGAAUUGAACGACAUCAAGUACAGCGCUUACAGAACAGCCAUGAAACUCAGAUGUAUUCAGAAGGCUACUAGUCUGGACCUGGUGACCCUCAACAAUGUGAUAUCAGCCUUUGAGCAGCACCAUCUGAAACAAUCUACCAACGAUUCUUUAAUCGGUGUCCCGGAUAUGGUCAAGGUAUUGACGACUAUAUAUGAGAACAUUGAGGUGCCAGCGGAUUUAUCGAUGACCAGCAAUGAGUUCUGUGUUGACCUGACGCUUAACUGGCUUCUUAACGUCUAUGACAGCGGGCGAGUCGGAAAAAUUCGUGUUCUAUCAUUCAAAAUUGGUCUGGUGACAAUGGCUAGAGCUCAUUUAGAAGACAAAUACAAAUAUUUAUACCGGCUUGUUACGGACGAAAAAGGCUUAAUGGACCACAAGCAACUUGGAUUGCUCUUACAUGACUCGUUACAGAUUCCCCGUCAACUGGGUGAGAUCGCCGCUUUUGGUGGCAGUAACAUUGAACCGAGUGUGAGAAGCUGUUUCUCGAAGGCAGGAGAAAAAAAGACCAUCGACUGUGCAGAGUUUAUGACGUGGUUAUCAGAGGAACCUCAGUCUAUUGUUUGGCUCCCAACACUUCACAGACUGGCCGCGUCAGAGGCUGUGAAACACAAAGCAAAGUGCAGCAUUUGUAAAGAGUACCCUAUUGUUGGGUUUAGGUUCCGUUGUCUAAAGUGCUUCAACUACGAUUUAUGUCAGAGCUGCUUCUGGUCGGGCCGAGUCUCCCAUGAUCAUCGUCUCACUCACCCAAUGCAUCAGUACUGUCUGUCGACCACCUCUGGUGAGGAUGUACUAGAUUUCUUGGCCAUGGUUAGAAACAAAUUCAAGAAAAGGCGAUACAAGAACAAACCGCCACGAAAACUUGGUUAUUUACCGAUUCAGACGGUAAUGGAAGGAGGAAAUCUCGAGACACCACCCAUGCCGACUCCUCAACAAAAUGUUAAUCAUGAAGUACACAACAGACUAGGCAUGUUUGCACACAGGUUGGCCGAAGCAGAAUCAGAAGGAGGAAAAUAUAAUCCACACGAUUUGGACGAAGAGCAUCAGCUUAUAGCACAGUACUGCCAAAGGUACAAGCUAAUCCCGUUUUACCACAAGCCUAAAAGCCCAACUCAGAUUGUAAUGGCUUUGGAUGCGGUUGAAAAAGAAGAUCUUGAAACUGAGCUUCUUAAACUGGAAGAAGAAAACAGGGACCUCCAAGAAGAAUAUGAACGGCUCAAGUCCAUCAGAGAUCAGUCUAGCCUCCCAUCUGAUAGCGAGCCCUCUCCGGGUGGACCUCAGAACAGAGAUUCUGAGUUGCUUGCAGAAGCUAAACUUCUGCGUCAGCACAAAGGUCGCCUGGAGGCGAGAAUGCAAGUGUUGGAGGACCACAACAGACAGCUAGAGGCGCAGUUGCAGCGACUUAGACAACUUCUUGAUCAGCCCGGCCAAGACAAACAGAGCGGGGCCCAGUCCUCCGAACGAACCACUCCGUCUUCCUCCGUCAGCUCGCUAGGAGACGGUCCGUAUUCCCCGGUCAAGUCAGGUCGAUCGGGAAAAUCCCGCGGGAAUGAUAGCGAUUCCGAAUCGGAACCCGGUGGGACGAACUCAGGACCUCUGAAAAAUGGUUUUGCUAGUAAGGGAAGUGAGGAUCCAGCUCUAAAGGAAGUCAUGAGUCAAAUAAGUUCUUCUUUUCCUCGUGAUCAGAAAAGUGCAGAUCCCGUUGGACAUUUGUUUGCUACUGCAAAAGAUGUUAAUAAAGCUGUGGAAUCUUUAGUUCAAGUUAUGACGGAUGAUGAAGCUGAGUAGCAAUGGUAGAUAUUUGGGCAAAUAACUGACAUUAUUCAGUACUGACAUUAUUCAGUACAGACAUUAAGGGACAUUUUAUAAACAUUUUGUCUAAGAGAUUGUAUGCGCGUAUUUUUACUGGUUUUCCCAAAGAUGUGCUGUUAUGGGAUUAUAAAUACCUGCUCACUCACCAUGAAUUCAAUCUCGAAUGUGGUAACCUAGAAAAGCCGAAUGUCUCCGAAGUUGAUCGUUCGGGUCUAGUCGAUCUUCGGCGACGGAGUUAUGUCUCGGAGAGAAGCAGUACCUCGGGAUAGAAUGCGUUUGAGACAGGGAUGUUGUUGAAGUAGUUCUUUUAUAAGCGGUGAAGCGUUGCUCGUUAUUCAAGUGUAGUUUUAAAGACCUAUUUCAAAAGUCUUACCGAAACUACCGUGCUUUUACAAAUGCAUUUUUAUCGGAAAUUUGAUGAUUCAUUCUUAAUGAAUUAAAUAAUCCUCCCUCGAAAUUUCUUCAAUGUUGAAAUUUGUUGUGGAAAAGUUAUGAACAGCUCCACGAUUAACUAUUAAUAGAUAAUAAUAAAGCGGUAAUUUAGAUAUUUUAAUUGCUUGUUAAUUUUAAAGAAACAGUUCCAAGUGAAAUUCACAAAGGUAGUUCAAUUUGACGUGUAGUUCGGAACGAAAUUUAAGAAAUCGAACCAAAAAGUCGUAAGUUGCUGGGGACUGGCGCGAGGUAUGAUAGCCUCCCCUGACAUGAUGUAACAACUUGGGUAUCUGAAGUAUCUAAGUUUCGUCUUGUUAAAUUUUUCAACGUGGUUCUCUUUUAUUCCAUAUUCUUCUUUACCUCACUCAUUUUGGGGUAACUCUUGGCGUUUGGUGUCAGGAAUCAUUGUUUGGAAAUUUUCACUAUUUUCUGAGUAGUUGUUGUCUUCGUUAGUAAAAUGUUACAAAAUAUUUCAGUCUAGGCCCUUUUAGCACUGUCUUAAACUUCAGUCGGCAUAAUUUCAAGGCCUCUACAAAAUCUUAGCGUAUAUAUCUGUAGAAAGUCUAAGUUAUACCUUUGUGGCCUGUCACAAUACCUUGUCUUCGCGAGUAAAGCGAAGACAGUGUAAUCUAUUGAAUCAAACUUCGUUUGUUUCAACGAGAAGGUGAAAGCUCUGCAGUAGCUGUUAAUACCAUUACAAUCAAGGUGAUUUCAAAUGAUUCCAAAAAGUCUAGUUGGUCUUACUGGCGUAAUGGAAAAAUAUUUUCGUAUUGAAUGUUAUUUUCGUAUUAGUUGAAUGGUAUGUAAAUUUUUAUAGCUUAAUAAAGUAAUAAACUUGUUGCCAGUUCA
Stylophora pistillata is the source of this 13127-nucleotide messenger RNA. Its product is annotated as dystrophin. NCBI's taxonomy places the organism in Eukaryota, Metazoa, Cnidaria, Anthozoa, Scleractinia, Pocilloporidae. The record is from RefSeq and is a predicted model, not a curated record. Gene Ontology annotation, molecular function: zinc ion binding; protein binding. Gene Ontology annotation, cellular component: plasma membrane. Gene Ontology annotation, biological process: synaptic signaling.